Monoraphidium neglectum is the source of this 300-nucleotide messenger RNA. RefSeq lists its product as hypothetical. The record is from RefSeq and is a predicted model, not a curated record. The transcript has a single exon. Lineage: Eukaryota; Viridiplantae; Chlorophyta; Chlorophyceae; Sphaeropleales; Selenastraceae. The annotation marks the transcript as partial.
AUGCAGCGGGGGCAGUCCCUUUUGCGGCUGCUCCGCCAAUCGAAGGCCCUGGGGUCGGCGGGUGCGGGGCCGGCAGCGGCGCACACCGCACCCUGCUGCUGCAGCGCGCCGCUGGGGUUCGCCCGCGGCGGCGAUGCCGGCUCAGCCCCCUCAACCAGCAGCCGGCCGUUUCUGGCGGACGGCGGGUUCGCCCUAGCUGCAUGGCGCGGCGUGGCGACGAAGCGGCGCGCGGCGGGGUCGACCUCGGUGAAGGCAGUGCAGCUCAACUCACUGAGUGACGCUGCGGGGGCUUCUGCAGAU